CGUCUGCCGGCUUUACGUGUCUACAGACCGCAAAACACAAACAGUAAUGGCGUCGCCGAGGGCUGUGCGGGGUAUGUGAUGCUUCGGAACUGAGCAGCGUCGGGGCCUGCAGGUGACAUCUACUGAGGGACAAAGGACUGGAGCAGCUCAGGCUGUGUGAGUGACCUGGUCCCAGGCUGUCCCUCCAAUACCAUAGAGAGGAGCAGGAGCGGCUCUGGAAUGAGAAGAGUCCUACAGACACGAUGGACUCAAACCUCAGCCCACAGGACCGGAAGGACUUAGACAAGUUUGUCAAAUUCUUUGCUUUAAAGGCUGUCCAGGUGAUUGUACAAGCACGACUGGGGGACAAGAUAUGUACCCGCUCUUCGUCCUCUCCAACAGGCUCAGACUGGUUUAACUUGGCAAUCAAGGACAUCCCUGAGGUUACCCAGGAAGCCAAGAAAGCCCUCUCUGGUCAACUGCCUGCAGUUGGACGUUCCAUGUGUGUGGAAAUCUCUUUGAAGACCUCGGAGGGUGAUUCCAUGGAGCUUGAAGUGUGGUGUCUGGAAAUGAAUGAAAAAUGUGACCGGGAUAUAAAGGUCUCCUAUACUGUGUAUAACCGGCUGUCGCUGCUACUGAAAUCCUUACUGGCGGUCACCAGGGUAACGCCAGCCUAUAGGCUGUCCAGGAAGCAGGGGCAUGAAUAUGUGAUUCUCUACAGGAUAUAUUUUGGAGAUGUUCAGCUUUUGGGUCUUAAAGAAGGCUUUCAGGCGGUACGUGUUGGAACAGUGGGGACCCCUAUAGGGACGCUUACCCUGACCUGUGCCUACAGAACUAACCUGGCUUUCAUGUCUACUCGGCAGUUUGAAAGGACUCAGCCCAUCAUGGGGAUUAUUAUUGAUCACUUUGUUGACCGACCUUUCCCCAGCACCUCACACAUGCAUCCCUGCAACUACAGGGGGUCUGAGGAGCAGGGCACUGUAUACCCGGCUGUGGAAGAUUCCCAGGAUGUCUGCACCACGUCUUUUUCUACGUCCCCCCCAUCGCAGUGUGUGUUUACUUUCAGCAAGGCACAGGGUCAGACAGCUAAUACUGUCGUGACUGACUCUCACAGGGUCCUGACAAUGGGACUGGCCUUCCCACACCAACUGUACAGCUCUCGCCUUUCCUAUCAGCCGACUGUCCUUGGAGCAGGAUCCUCCGAGCCGUGCUACCAAGUGGCCUUGGCUGCUGGAGUGAGCGCUACCCUUCCACACCAGAUGAUGGUACCAGGGAAAGAGGGUGGAUUGCCCAACAUCACUGCCCAGCCUGCCCAUGGUACUCAAGCUGAACAUGACCGGGUUCUCCUGACCUCACCACCUAAUGUAACCGGCACCACUUCCAGCAGCGAGGAAGCUGACACCCCGUCAGGCAGCAACACUGGGGGCCGAAGCAGCUCACCAAACAAGCCCCCUCACGUCCUCUUCACCCGCAAAGUUGGGGCCUUCGUGGACAAGCCCUCCCCUCAGGUCACCUAUGCCAGCAAUGAUAUUCCUUUCGCUGUGUUUGCACCCAAGCUUGCUGACCUUGAGGAGAAUGACACCAUGCUGGUCUGUCCCGACAGUCCCGAGGAGGUGUCGCCAGAUGCUGGGAGCUUGCAGAGUUCCUGUUCCAGUAGUGAGGUGCCUCAGGACGACUUUGUGAUGGUGGAUUUUCGACCAGCCUUCUCUAAAGAUGAUCUUCCCAUGGAUGUCGGGACUUUCUACAGGGAGUUUCAAAACCCGCCUCAGCUGAGUAGCCUCUCCAUAGACAUCGCCGUGCAGUCAAUGGCAGAAGAUCUGGAUUCCUUGCCAGAGAAGUUGGCUAUGCAUGAAAAGAACAUGGAGGAGUUUGAUGCUUUUGUUGACUCUUUACAGUAAGAUGAAGGACUCUGACCUUGGGAGGUGGUUCUGGAUGAUCUUCCAUUGCCUGACCCCUCUGCUAAACUCAAACCCCUUCCUGUUGUGCCCUGUCCUGUAAUUCAUUAAGAAGCACUUUCCAGUCUUCUGCAGGGACAUCCUUGCAGCACGGCUGCUGCAUUUAAAUCCUGAGCAGUGAAACGUAGCGUGCUUCUUACAUCGGGCCCUGUAUGCCGAAAGCUAAGACUCUUCCUAAGACACAGAAGCUUGGGCCUAUGGUUGUACUGUUGGACAUGGAGGCUAGAUGAAAGCCAAGAGAAGGAGACUUGUAGGUAAUACUAGCCAUUGGCACCUCCUAUAUCUGUGCAGUCUGAUCGCUGUAAAUAUGUCACAGACUGCCCCGCACCUUACAUGUCCUAUAUGGACCCAGAGCAUAUGUACCAUUCGCAUUAGCACUACUUCUGCCCCCUCCUCCAUGCAUUUUCACCAGUUUCUUUCUCAGGUAUA
Molecule: messenger RNA, 2363 nt
Organism: Nanorana parkeri
Lineage: Eukaryota; Metazoa; Chordata; Amphibia; Anura; Dicroglossidae
Gene: ATG13
Product: autophagy related 13
Exons: 18
Coding region: 243-1877 (544 amino acids)
Biological process (GO): piecemeal microautophagy of the nucleus; protein localization to phagophore assembly site; mitophagy
Cellular component (GO): phagophore assembly site; extrinsic component of membrane; cytosol
Source: RefSeq, a predicted model, not a curated record